AUGUCAAUGCUGUCUAAUGAAAAUAUCUCAUUUCUUUCUCAAGGUGAACUGAUUCCACCAAACACGGAUCUAGUAUUUGACGUCGAAUUGAUCCAGGUGCAUGAUGGUCCUAAACCACCAAAUGUCUUUAAGAUGAUCGAUAUUGACAGUGAUAAUCUGCUGACUAGGGAUGAGCUGGCGAUGUACCUGGCCCGACAGUCUCAAAUGCAGGGCGUUCCUAUGGACCUGGCUAAUGUCCAGAACCUCAAAGUCCUGAAUAACAUAUUCUCAGUGGAAGACAAGGAUAGAGACGGACGAAUUUCACAUGACGAGUUUACUGGACCCAAGCACGAUGAACUCUGA
Messenger RNA from Ylistrum balloti, 342 nucleotides. RefSeq names its product peptidyl-prolyl cis-trans isomerase FKBP7-like. Bases 1 to 342 code for a protein of 113 amino acids. NCBI's taxonomy places the organism in Eukaryota, Metazoa, Mollusca, Bivalvia, Pectinida, Pectinidae. The transcript has 2 exons. Gene Ontology annotation, molecular function: calcium ion binding. The record is from RefSeq and is a predicted model, not a curated record.